Vicia villosa (hairy vetch) is the source of this 3411-nucleotide messenger RNA. RefSeq names its product receptor-like protein kinase THESEUS 1. NCBI's taxonomy places the organism in Eukaryota, Viridiplantae, Streptophyta, Magnoliopsida, Fabales, Fabaceae. Gene Ontology annotation, molecular function: ATP binding; transmembrane receptor protein tyrosine kinase activity. The transcript has 2 exons. Bases 604 to 3132 code for a protein of 842 amino acids. The record is from RefSeq and is a predicted model, not a curated record. Gene Ontology annotation, cellular component: plasmodesma; plasma membrane. Gene Ontology annotation, biological process: protein autophosphorylation.
AUAUCUCAGAUCAUCCAACUCUGUAUAUCAUCAAUCUCUCUGCCCCUUCUGUAUCCCUCCAAGCCGCGUUAACUGGACCCCACACAUCGUUGAACCCAGCGCAGCAACUAUAUUCCUUUCCUUUCCACCAUCCCAUGUUCUUUUGUUUUUUUCUUUUUUUUUUCCACAAAAAUAGAACCCUUUCAACUCUCAUUUCUCUAACUUCCACCAUUUUUUUUCAAAAAAUAUAUAUAUUUUUUUAUCACUCAAAGAUUCCACAAAAUCUUCAGAACCAGCUGGUUUUUAUUUAUUUUAUCAAAUUCUAGCAACUUGCAGAAUUUGAAGCUUCAUAAUUUUUUUUUCAUUGUGGGGUCCUCUUUUUGACAGGCUAUUCACCAGCCUGGAAAAGGGUGUUUGCAUUGCAUUGCAACCACACUAAAAACUUCACCUUUCAUCACUUUCUUCAUUUCAACAUUUUUUGUGGCAACCCCUUUGUUCUCAUUUUGCUUCCUUCAAAGGUUGUUUUUUUUUCUUCAAGUUUGUGACUUUUGGGAUUGGAAGUUAAAAGGGUAUUCUUGUAAUUGCUUAAAAUCCGUUUAUGGGUUGGUGUUAGUGAAGAAUACAAUGGUGAUGGUGAUGAGGGUGAAACUUGUUUUGGUUGUUGUUACUGUUAUUGCAAUUUUGGUGAAUGUGUCAUUUGCCUUAUACACACCUCAUGAUAAUUAUUUAAUUGCUUGUGGUUCAUCUAAAAGAAUUAGCUUUCAAGAUCGUGAUUUUGUUCCGGAUUCGGAGCAUUCUGUACUAGUGGUAAAGACUGGGAAUUCGGUUGUUGUUGGUAAUUCAAAUUCGAGUGAUGUUCCGUCUCCAAUUUAUGGAUCGGCUCGAGUUUUCAGUGAUAAAGGUUCUUAUAGAUUUGGAGUUCAACCAGGUAGGCAUUGGAUUAGGUUAUAUUUUUAUCCUAUUCCAAAUGCUAGUCAUGAUUUGACUUCAGCUUCUGUAACAGUUGUUAGUGAUGAUUUUGUUUUGUUGAGGAACUUCAGUUUUAGAAACUAUAGUGGUUCUUAUUUGUUUAGAGAGUAUGCUGUUAAUGUAACUUCUGAUAGUUUGACUGUAACGUUCAUUCCUUCGAAUGGUUCGGUUGCUUUUGUGAACGCGAUUGAAGUUGUGUCAAUGCCGGAUGAUUUGUUUGUUGAUCAGGCAUUGGCGCUUAGCCCGUUAGCGCCUUUUAAUGGCCUUUCGGAACUUGCUUUCGAGACUGUUUACCGUUUGAAUAUAGGAGGUUCCUUGUUAACUGCCGAAAACGACACGUUGGGAAGGACUUGGGAGAAUGAUCAGAAGUAUCUCCAUGUGAACAGUUCGGUCACUAAUGUAUCGACUAACCCUUCGAGCAUUAGGUAUCGACCGGGUGUUACAUCUGAGACGGCGCCUAAUUGGGUCUAUGCGACUGCUGAAGCAAUGGGGGAUGCGAAUGUUGCCAAUUCGAAUUUCAACAUUACUUGGAGUUUUAAUGUGGAUCCGGAUUUCUCCUAUUUUGUUCGGCUGCACUUUUGCGAUAUUAUUAGUAAGGCGAUGAACACGUUAGUGUUCAAUGUGUUCAUAAAUACGGAUAUAGCUAUUGGAAGCCUCGAUCUAUCAUCUAUGACUAAUGAUUUGGCUUUGCCUUACUAUAAGGACUUUGUUUCUAAUGCAUCGGAUAGUACUUUGACGGUAAGUGUCGGUCCUGAUACGAUGGCAGACAUUACAAAUGCAACGAUGAACGGAUUGGAGAUAAUGAAAAUUAGCAAUUCAUGGAAGAGCUUGGAUGGACUUUCUUCGGUUUCGAGUCUCCUUCCUAAUUCAAAAUCAAAAAAGAACAAGAUAGGAAUAAUUGUUGGUUCCGCCGCUGGUGCUUUCGUUGCCUUAGCUUUUGUUGGUUUGAGUUUUUGCUUGUUGGUUAGAAGAAAGUCGAAGUCUCCUCAAGAGGGUGGUCAUUCAUGGCUGCCAUUGCCCUUAUAUGGAAAUUCUCAGACCAUGACGAAAAUGUCAACAACUUCACAGAAGAGCGGAGGAACUGCAAGCUUCAUUUCUUCGACAAAUCUUGGACGGUUCUUCACUUUCCAAGAAAUACUAGACGCAACCAACAAAUUCGACGAGAAGCUUCUUCUCGGAGUUGGUGGUUUCGGCAGGGUUUAUCAAGGAAGCCUUGAUGAUGGUACCAAUGUAGCUGUUAAAAGAGGAAAUCCUCGAUCCGAACAAGGUCUUGCUGAAUUCCGAACCGAAAUUGAGAUGUUAUCCAAGCUUCGCCAUCGCCAUCUUGUGUCUCUAAUUGGGUAUUGUGAUGAGAGGUCAGAAAUGAUUCUUGUCUAUGAAUACAUGGCUAAUGGUCCCCUCAGGAGUCAUUUGUAUGGAACAGACCUACCACCUCUAUCAUGGAAACAAAGACUCGAAAUUUGCAUCGGCGCAGCAAGAGGCCUUCAUUAUCUCCACACCGGUGCAUCACAAAGUAUUAUUCACCGAGAUGUAAAGACAACAAACAUCCUUUUAGACGAUAGCUUUGUUGCUAAAGUUGCUGACUUUGGCCUCUCCAAAACCGGCCCUGCACUCGAUCAAACUCACGUGAGCACGGCCGUUAAAGGUAGUUUCGGUUAUCUUGAUCCAGAAUACUUUAGACGACAACAACUCACAGAGAAAUCCGAUGUUUAUUCCUUCGGAGUAGUUUUAAUGGAAGUGCUAUGCACAAGACCGGCUUUGAACCCUGUCCUUCCUAGGGAGCAGGUCAAUAUAGCCGAGUGGGCAAUGAACUGGCAGAAGAAAGGAAUGCUUGAUCAAAUCAUGGAUCAACAACUUGUCGGGAAGGUCAAUCCUGCUUCGCUUAAGAAGUUUGGGGAGACAGCCGAGAAGUGUUUGGCCGAGUAUGGAGUGGAUAGACCAUCAAUGGGAGAUGUUUUAUGGAACCUCGAAUACGCUUUGCAGCUACAAGAAACCUCGUCAGCACUCAGGGAACCUGAGGAUAACAGCACAAACCACAUAACCGGGAUUCAGUUGACACCACUUGAGAAUUUUGAUAACAGUGUGAGUAUGAUUGAUGGAAGCAACUCCGUCACAGACGAUGAUGGUGAAGACGCUGCCACGAGUGCAGUCUUCUCGCAAUUGGUAAAUCCACGUGGAAGAUGAGUUCUUUUUCAUGUAUCCGUGAUUCUGGCCACAGGUCGUUAAGUAUAACGGCUGUUCCGGCCUAUGACUAAAUUGAAAAGUCCUGCUUGAUGAAUGAAAGGUUAUUUUCUGUUACAUUAUCACAUUUGUUUUCUUUUUGUUUUUUGCCUAUAAGCAAGUUACUAUAUAAUAUUUGAGCAAUUUAGCUGACUAGAAAUUGUAUGUAAGUUACUAUAAGGUUCUGUUGUAUAAGAGUUCUUCUUUCACUUUACAAUAAAAGUUCUUUAGAAAAUGAAUCAA